CUCUGGAACUUACGACAGGCUGGUUGCUGGGUGUUGCUAUUUCGCAAGUUAUUUUCACACAGUAGGUCAACCACAAAGAGGAAACUGCACCAUCACCGACACACAAGAGAAAAAAAGGAUCACACAACGUCUGCCGACAGAGAAUGGACACAGAAUGUCUCUACUGGAAUUAUUCCUUAUUUUUGUGCUUCAGUUUGAAGCGGGCGUCAGUGGAGUGCUCCCUCUCUACCAAGUACCUGGACAUGAUGUCACUCUGCCCUGUGCCAGUGCAUCAUCGUCUGACACAACAUGCUCCAUGGUUUCAUGGCUUUACAACAGAGAUCGAUCUCAGACUUUCUCUGAGGUUUUGAAUGGAAAUGUUCUGAAGAGCUCAGCCCGAGCUGCCAGGCUGAGUCUGGACACUAGCUGCUCUCUGGUCCUUAACGACAUCACUGCUGAGGAUGCUGGUCGCUACACCUGUUGGCAGGGGAGGAACACUGAUCAGGAUGUACAUAUACAUCUCAGUGUUCUGACACUCUCUCCAUCUCCACCAGACGCUGAUCCAAAGAGGGACGGUGAAGUCACAUUAGAGUGCUCUCUGUUGAGAUACAGGGGUUCUUGUCAGCAGAACAGCAUCCGCUGGGUGAAUGAGACAGGAACUGUGCUGCUUGGUGAAGGUGUUGGGUACAAGUUCCUCGGACAGAUGAACUGUGUUUCUGUUCUGACUGUGAAGCGUCAGAGUGGCCACAACAGGAGAUACGCCUGCCAGUUUGUUAAUAUGGAGAACAAUGUAGAGAUAGAGGCUGACUACACACCUGUCUUCACAGAUUCCAGAGAUUGGUCUCCUCUGAACAACUUCAUGUUGGCUCUGCGAAUUGCAGGACUGAUCCUAAUGAUUGUAAUCACUGUUCUUGUCAUCAGAGCGAGAGGUGAGGAAAUUCAGACCAUAAUUUGGUAGAACUGGUUCAUAUAA
This is a messenger RNA of Siniperca chuatsi (mandarin fish), 952 nucleotides long. RefSeq lists its product as uncharacterized. Bases 155 to 937 code for a protein of 260 amino acids. NCBI's taxonomy places the organism in Eukaryota, Metazoa, Chordata, Actinopteri, Centrarchiformes, Sinipercidae. The record is from RefSeq and is a predicted model, not a curated record. Gene Ontology annotation, cellular component: membrane raft; external side of plasma membrane. Gene Ontology annotation, biological process: T cell activation; positive regulation of ERK1 and ERK2 cascade; interleukin-15-mediated signaling pathway. The transcript has 4 exons. Gene Ontology annotation, molecular function: protein tyrosine kinase binding; MHC class II protein binding.